AAAGACGUGAGCAACUCUAAAUGAAUAAGAUGGCAACAAAGAUAAUUUACUUCACAGUGAAUGGUAGACCAGAGCAAGCAGAGUUCUCAGUGAAUUGUUCUUCUCAGGAUGUCAAAGAUCUGUUCCGCUCUGCAGCUGAAGCUGGGCCACAUGACAUCCUAAAGCUUUACAACCGAAAAGGCAACAUCAUCAACAUCUCAUCAAAUUUAGAGCCUAACAAUCCAAACUCCUGUUACAAACUGGAAGUGGUGGCUUCUGGUUGCAACAGUGAGCCAUUAGGUGUGGAGCUCGCAGGUGCACUUGGAUUUGAUCUCUCAUCUAUGGAAAAAAGACUCCAAUGCCUGGAAAAGAAAAUCCUCAUUGAAGCAGGAAACACGCCUGCAGUCAUCUAUGAGAUGAAGAAACAGGUGGAUUUAUUCCGAGAAAAACUGGAGAGUGUGGAGCAUCUUAGCUGGCUUGGGUUAUUUAAGGACUUGUCAGAGAGCACACACAAGCCUUCUCCAUUUUACCACAAGAGAGCCUUGCAUAAAACCAAAGAUGAAUGUGAGCAUGUGCGUGAAAAGUUCCUUCAAAUGAGCUGUCUGGAGGUAUCCGAAGAAGUGAGGCAGUACUUAAAGACGCCAACAUUUGACAAUUGGCAGUGGGAGGAUGCAGAGAUAAUGGUGCUUCUGCAAGUCAUGUACACAGACUUAGAUUUUAUCGCUACCUACAAUAUUGAAACUGAAGUUUUGCAGCAGUUCCUGUUUGAAGUGUACCGCAGAUACAACAACAUCCCUUUCCACAACUUCAAACAUUGCUUCUGUGUCACCCAGAUGAUGUAUGGUUUAAUGUGGCUGACUGACCUGAGAAGAAAAAUGGACAGCACUGACCUGCUGAUCAUGCUGACCUCUGCAGUGUGCCAUGAUCUUGACCACACUGGCUACAAUAACGCCUACCAGAUAAAUGCUCGGACGGAACUUGCCCUUCGCUACAAUGACAUCUCUCCUUUAGAGAACCACCACUGCGCUGUUGCUUUUGAAAUACUGGAGAAGAAAGAGAGCAACAUCUUCAAAAAUGUGACUCUGGACCAGUACAAACGGAUAAGGGAAGGGAUUAUUAAAUGCAUUCUGGCCACUGACAUGACAAGACACAAUGAGAUCCUCAGCAAGUUCAAGUCCAUUCUGUCUUUGUUCGACUUUGACAACAAGGAACACAAAGAUGUGCUUAUGAUGAUUCUGAUCAAAGUGAGUGACAUCUCCAAUGAAGCACGCCCCAUGGAAGUUGCAGAGCCCUGGCUGGAUUGUCUUUUACAAGAAUUCUACAACCAGAGUGACAUAGAGAAAUUAGAGGGUCUCCCUGUUACCCCUUUCAUGGAUCGGGACAAGAUAACCAAACCUUCAUCUCAAACUGGCUUCAUCAGAUUUGUGCUUUUGCCGCUCUUUAUCGAGUUGGCCAACCUCUUUCCCUGCCUGGAGCAACAAAUCGUUGACCCAGUGCGGAAGGCCCUUGACUACUACACUGAGAUGGAGAAAGCCUUGGCGAGAGAGAAACAGGACCGGGCACCAUGUGAAAAUGCAGUGAAGAUCAAAGACAUCCCAGUGGCCCAGUCGACCACAGAUAAACGCCAGAGCUCCGGACUCGAUGCCUCAAAACCAGACACACAGUGAACUAUCAGAUUCAGAAUAAUCUUUAUUGGUUAAGUAUGUUAAAAGACACAAGUUGUCAAUGAUAGUUGUGGCAGCUCUAAUACUACAGCAAAUAAGCCACGAUCACUUAAUACACACUUGGACAUAAAUACAGUGGUGCUUCUUUAUGAAAAUAAUCUGUUCCGGAAGUCAUUUCAUAACGUGAUUUUUUUCGUAAGUAGAAGCGUAUUUUACAUGUAAUUAGCCUAAUCCGUGCCUAGGCUGAUAUGAGUGAUAGUGAUGACAUUAUCGGGGAACAUGAUUAUCAACCCUAACAAGUAGAGGUGAUUAGGUAUCUUUCCACUGCAUCUAUGGAUGAAGCUGCCCUCUACAGGCACAUCUGUCAAGAGGAAAAAAUACCCUAAAAAGAAUCAUGGAAGAGAUGGAUGAGGCCUCCUUUUCACUCCCAGGGUCAAGGAAGAACAAAAGGGCAGGGAAGAAAGAAAAAGAAGCCAAGAGAAUCUGGAAGGAUCUAGAUAAUUGAGGAAUUUUUGGUUCCUGAUUCUCUUUGCAGCCCCAGAUAGUCAAGACACCCUUCCAUUAUUACAAAAUGCUCCUCACUGAUGAGAUGAUUGAACAUCCAGAUCCAAUCAAAACCAACCCUAAUGAAGAUUUGAAGAUUUUCUGGAUAUGCUGCUUUUAAUGGGCGUUUUCAACUUGCCAGCCAUGGGAGACUACUGGCACGCUGUGUUACAUUUUUACCUCAUUGCUGAUAUAAUGCUGAAGAGGAAAUUCACGCUGUUAUGACGUUACAUUCACUUUAAUGACAACCAGCAGUCUGAUGGCAGCCAUCCAUCCAUCCAGCCAUCCAUCCAUCCAUCC
This is a messenger RNA of Syngnathoides biaculeatus (alligator pipefish), 2486 nucleotides long. RefSeq names its product high affinity cGMP-specific 3',5'-cyclic phosphodiesterase 9A. The coding region runs from base 21 to 1646 and encodes 541 amino acids. Lineage: Eukaryota; Metazoa; Chordata; Actinopteri; Syngnathiformes; Syngnathidae. Gene Ontology annotation, molecular function: 3',5'-cyclic-GMP phosphodiesterase activity. The record is from RefSeq and is a predicted model, not a curated record. Gene Ontology annotation, biological process: cGMP catabolic process. The transcript is spliced from 14 exons.